GGGUGCUGCGGUCAUCUAACCGGUGUGUGCCACCCGCCAUGCCGUCCCGGGUGGAAGACUACGAGGUGCUGCACAGCAUCGGCACCGGCUCGUACGGCCGCUGCCAGAAGAUUCGGAGGAAGAGCGACGGUAAGAUACUGGUGUGGAAAGAACUUGACUAUGGCUCCAUGACGGAAGUGGAAAAGCAGAUGCUUGUGUCUGAAGUGAACUUGCUUCGGGAGCUGAAACACCCAAACAUUGUCCGCUACUAUGAUCGUAUUAUCGACAGAACCAACACAACCCUGUACAUCGUGAUGGAGUACUGUGAAGGCGGGGACCUGGCCAGUGUCAUUACAAAGGGGACCAAGGACAGACAAUACUUAGAGGAAGAAUUUGUGCUGCGGGUGAUGACUCAGUUGGCCCUGGCCCUGAAAGAGUGCCACAGAAGGAGUGACGGUGGCCACACUGUCCUUCAUCGGGAUCUGAAGCCAGCCAAUGUCUUCCUGGACAGCAAGCACAACGUCAAACUCGGGGACUUUGGACUAGCUAGAAUAUUAAACCACGACACGAGUUUUGCAAAGACGUUUGUUGGCACACCUUAUUACAUGUCUCCUGAGCAAAUGAGCCGCUUGUCCUAUAAUGAGAAGUCGGACAUCUGGUCGCUGGGUUGCCUGCUGUAUGAACUGUGUGCAUUAAUGCCUCCAUUUACAGCUUUCAACCAGAAAGAGUUAGCUGGGAAAAUCAGAGAAGGGAGAUUCAGGCGGAUCCCCUAUCGCUACUCUGACGGGUUAAAUGACAUCAUCACUCAGAUGCUGAAUUUAAAGGAUUACCACCGACCUUCAGUGGAGGAAAUCCUGGAAAGCCCUUUGAUAGCAGACUUGGUUGCAGAAGAGCAAAGGAGACAUCUGGAGAGGAGAGGCCAGCGCUUAGGGGAGCCUUCCAAGCUGCAGGCCUCCAGCCCAGUGCUGAGUGAGCUCAAGUUGAAGGAAAAGCAACUGCAGGACCGUGAGCGUGCGCUCAGAGCUCGAGAGGACAGUCUGGAGCAGAAGGAACGUGAACUUUGUAUUCGAGAGAGACUAGCAGAGGACAAACUGGCCAGAGCCGAAAGUCUGGUGAAGAACUACAGCUUGUUGAAGGAGCAGAGGUUCCUGUGUCUGGCUAGUGACCCAGAACUUGAUCAUCCAUCCUCAGUACUGAGGAAGAAGGUUCAUUUUCGUGGGGAAAGCAAAGAGAACACAAGGAGUGAGAAUUCCGAGAGCCAGCUUGCCAAGUCCAAGUGCAAGGACCUGAAGAAAAGGCUUCACGCUGCCCAGCUGCGGGCUCAGGCCCUGUCGGAUAUUGAAAAAAACUACCAACUCAAGAGCAGGCAGAUCCUGGGCAUGCGCUAGGCCAGCAAGGCAUGGAGCUGGGUCAGUAUUGGAUACUGGCAACCUCACCUGCUG
Phodopus roborovskii (desert hamster) is the source of this 1421-nucleotide messenger RNA. RefSeq names its product NIMA related kinase 2 (gene Nek2). NCBI's taxonomy places the organism in Eukaryota, Metazoa, Chordata, Mammalia, Rodentia, Cricetidae. The transcript has 8 exons. Gene Ontology annotation, molecular function: protein kinase activity; ATP binding. The coding region runs from base 39 to 1367 and encodes 442 amino acids. Gene Ontology annotation, biological process: protein phosphorylation. The record is from RefSeq and is a predicted model, not a curated record.